Molecule: messenger RNA, 2214 nt
Organism: Hirsutella rhossiliensis
Lineage: Eukaryota; Fungi; Ascomycota; Sordariomycetes; Hypocreales; Ophiocordycipitaceae
Product: fungal zn(2)-Cys(6) binuclear cluster domain-containing protein
Exons: 4
Coding region: 1-2214 (737 amino acids)
Cellular component (GO): nucleus
Molecular function (GO): DNA-binding transcription factor activity, RNA polymerase II-specific; zinc ion binding
Source: RefSeq, a predicted model, not a curated record
AUGAGCCCAGGCAGGGAAGGCGAGCCAGAGGAGGCAGCCACCCUCACAUAUCCCUCGCCGGGCGCCGAGGCUAUGGACGCCGGGCCUUUUUACCACUCUAACGCUCGCGACGGAGCUCCAGAGCACCCGGACCAGCUUGACCAACAUGCUCCCGAAGAAGUGCACGUGCAGGAGCAAGAGCAUGAUCAUGCCCAGAUGCCGGCGCAGGAUCCGACGACGCCGCAGCAGCAUGUCUCGCGGCCAUCGAACCUGGAAGAGCUCCAGCUGGCCGCACAGCUCGGCGACGGCCUGGCGGGCGCGUCCAUUAUGCCUGCCACGGAUCCAAACAUGAACGUGGACGAGCAUAGCAUGCGCAACAUCAUGCCGCAUCCUGAGCCAGAGCACCAUCAGGCCCCCUCCUAUGUCCAGGAUGCGCCGACGACCGACCAUCUGGCCCAGCAUCCCAUGUCCGUGGCUGUUGGGCCGCCUGUGCCACCCCAGUAUCAGAUAGGGGACGGCAUCCCGCCGAGAAAACGAUCCAAAGUGUCCCGUGCCUGCGACGAAUGUCGACGAAAGAAAAUCAAAUGCGACGCGCAGUCGGACACUGGCGAUAGCCCAUGUUCUAGCUGUGCACGAUCAUCAAUUCGGUGCCUCUUCAGUCGGGUGCCCCAGAAGCGAGGCCCGAGCAAGGGCUACAUCAAGGAACUCGCAGACCGAAUUCACAGCAUCGAGAACAAGCUCGAGUCCGAGGGCAACCUGACCCAGGAUGACAUCGAUAAACUCUUUGCCUCUGACCGCCCCCGGAGCCACGGCCACGGAGCCCCUGGCGAUGACAUGAGUCGAAAACGACCCUUUUCGAGCAUCUCCACCGGCGAUCUCAGCACGCCGGUGUCUGCCCGCCAAGCGCCGUGGGGCUCGGAGCCUCGACCGGUGCAGCCCGCAUCGGCCUCGUCUGAAAACUUCGCCCAGCAAGUGUAUGCCAACCACGCCCUUGCUCCUCAGCCGUCGGCGAUCAAGCCCGACGGCACGCCAUCGAAGCCACCGGUUGCAUCCAUGGAGGUCUCGAUGGCCGACGUUGACGAACUGCCCAGCAUUGACGAGGCGAAUUUGAAAGACUACCUCGCGAGCAUUCAACCAUUGUUCCCCGUCCUGCCGAGCAACGUGACGCGCAUGCAGCUGCUGCUGUCACAAUGCCCUUCAUCUCUGAGCACAGCAUUCUCCAUCGCUCUAGCGACGGUGGGACAAGGCUCGCCGGGAGACAUCAAACAUGCCGAUGCCCUUCUUCGUGAAUGGGAGAGCGACGAUGGUCCGCACAGCCGAGCGUCGGAGAUUGUGCAUGCUCAGACACUCAUGCUGUUCAUCAUCGAUGCUGACUGGCGGUCAUUGACGACGCUGCCGUUCCUCUUGGCUCGGGCGGUGGCGCUUGCCAAUAGCAUGAAGCUCUGGAAACUGGUCCCCGCCGAGUCUGCCGAUCCGGACUCUGAUGAUCAGCUGUGCCUGAAAAUUUGGUGGUCAAUCAUCAUGAUGGAUCGCUGGCACGCUGCCGGCACGGGGAAACCUGCCCUCAUCCCCGAUAGCAGCGUGGUGGCACGAGCAGGCUUGCAGGCCAACUUGGGUGAAGUCUGCUUCCAUUUGACACGGUUGUCGAAGCUUCUAAACAGAAUCGCCUACGUCAUCUCGGCCAUUCAGCCAGGCGCAACCACGGCGGACCACGCCAUGGCUAUGCUCUUGGGGGACUACAUCGAAAACUACCGAGAAGACCUUCCGGCUCACGUCGAUGCCGCCGCGUACCCCCUCGUGCACCUUGCCUACUGGCACUGCCGGCUGCUCGUGACGCUGCUGACCCCCGGCGCGACGGCGGCAGAGACGCUGUGGCCCACCCGGGAGCUUGCCAACCUGCUGUCGGCGAGCGCGCAGCUCAGAAGCCCCCUUAUCCACCACUUUGUCUCCCUCGUGGUGCUGUCGCUGUCCAAGCUCGUCAAGGUCGACAGCUCACGCGAGGAGGCAACGCAGCUGACCAAGGAGAUUGCCGAGAGGCCGCCGGGCGACCACUGGGACAGCGCCCAGGACCGGCUCGCGGAGCUGCUCCGGCCGGCGUCGUCGGUGGAGGCGACUGCCAGCCAGGGGCUGCAGCACCUCGCGGACCUGGCGACUGCGCACGAGGGCGUCGUACCCGGCGAGGGCGAGGUUGCCUUUGGCCCGUCGCUCUCGGCGGGCUACCUCGAGGUCUCGUGA